This is a messenger RNA of Helicoverpa armigera (cotton bollworm), 2062 nucleotides long. RefSeq names its product leucine-rich repeat-containing G-protein coupled receptor 5. The record is from RefSeq and is a predicted model, not a curated record. Gene Ontology annotation, molecular function: protein binding. Lineage: Eukaryota; Metazoa; Arthropoda; Insecta; Lepidoptera; Noctuidae.
UCGCUAACUGUACUAUCUUUACCAUUACAAAAGCAAUACUCACGAACGUCAGUGAAGUGAUACAUUUUCGUGGACUGUUAUUUCCAUUGGACUACUUUCAGCUUCAGGAUUCACGGACAUGCUGUACGUUCGACGAUAAUAUUCGUAAUAAUAUCGAGUGCUUUAAAUAUGUGAAAAUGUGCCGAUAAACUGUGUAUAAGUUCGAAUAUUCAAUGGCAUCCGAUGUGAUACUAACAGCACUCUUGUUAUGGCUGAUGCCAACCCUGCUGUCUGCAGGAGUAGUGAAGCGACAGGCAGAAGAUGAGCAGGACCUAGAAGACCAGCCGUGUCGAACGUAUACCUUGAACGGUCUACUGCAUCUAGACUGUGCUAAUAGAGGACUUAAGGAUUUACCUGAUGACUUGGACUACAGUGCCCAAGUGUUGCUGUUAUCGAACAACAACUUCAGGACAUUUCCGCCACAACUACAAAAUUUUUCUCGAGUGGAAACGCUCGACUUAUCAAGAAACUAUCUAAGUCAUACCAUUCCCAACUAUUUACAAGACUGGGACACUUUACAAACCCUGAAUUUAUCCAACAAUUUAUACGAUACUUGGAUAAGCAAUGGACGAAAAUAUUCAAUUAAAAAUCUAGAUUUAUCGAAGAACAAAAUAAACGCCAUAGAUGACAGAUCAUUUACCACAAUGCCAAACUUACAUUUCCUCGACUUAUCGGAGAACAGAAUUAACGAUUUGCCGCCUGGAUUCUCUGAAAGCAACUUAGACAGUCUCAUUUUAUCCAGAAAUUACUUUUCCGAUGUGCCCGCUUUCCAAUCUCCUUCUUUGCGAAGUCUACACUUGAGCAGCUGUCAAAUCGCAAAUUUAAACGUCGAUUCUCUUAUUGGAAUGGGUUCGCUCGUGGAAAUCGACUUGUCUAUAAAUCAGCUCGAAGAGAUCCCUGACAACCUCGCUUCGUACACAUUGCAAGAGCUAAAUUUAAGUUACAAUUCAAUAAAUUCGUUGACGGAUAGCAGCUUCUCGUCGCUACCGCAUCUGGCGGUACUAGAUUUGAGAGGAAAUGAGUUUAGAGAUGUAUGGUCAACCUCACACUUUUCUUCAAAUCCAUUUUUGAGGGAAGUCUACGUGAAGGGGAACCGUUGGAGUUGUGAGGGUUUCAGCGUCAAUCUUUUGCUGACGUAUGAAUUUCUGACGAAGGAACCGUCUAAAAUCGUUGACAGAGAGUCUUUGAUUUGUUAUACUCCAUCGAAUGUAACGCAGUUGAGUUGGCAGCAGGCGUACAUUCGCACGUGGCACCCGGUGGAGGUGAGCACUCCUUCGUUCACGACCAUAGCAUUGAUGGUAGGUGUUAUUAUCGGCAUAGUAAUAACAUCUUGCGUCUGUCGCGGUCUGGUGGCUGUCACUUCGGAACCGUCGAGGCCACCCCCAGAGACUACACAAUUGAAUCUCAACGGUUCGGCUGGCCAGCCUAGAGUCGAGUCAGUAAUAUUGCGGGUACCUCUACGUGAGGAUCUUCCACCGACGUACGAUGAAGCGCUACUGAUGCCACGCUUGAAUUCAUCUUUCCAUUCUCUGCCAGACUUUGUAGACGAGGAAGAACCAAGAAACUACCGCAGAUCUAGAUCCAUUGGUGAUCUAACAGAACACAGACCACGAUUGGGUGAUAGACGAUCUAUGAGGCGUCCUAUUGAAAUACACACCAGGAUAGCCAUUGAUGAGUAGAAGCAUGUCGCAGUUUGAAUACACAAUCAAAUCAACGCAUGAUGUUUCAAGAGACAAUAUUAUCUUGGACCAUCUCGCUCUGGGCCCAUAUAGUUGUGGCUUAGCUUGGAUAGACCAUUGCCUGAGUUUUUUGGACUUUCUCGUACGUCACGAAGUUAGUGGAUUUUGGGGUUUGACGGUCAAUUUAAAAAAAAAUGAUUUUGUAAGAAACUAACUAUGAUUUUAUUUUCUAACAAAAGACUUGCCAAUAGUUUUAAGUAAGUAUUGAUAAACGCAAAGUAGGUUUAUUUUUUAAGACACCUGUACAUAUGUUUUAUAAUGUUAUUAAACUAGGUUUAAUUGAA